UAUAGAGUUCCUCGUUGUCAUCGUUGUCGUUGUCUCGUGACGUCCUACAACGUCCCUACUAUUUCUUAACAAUCUGUUUCUUAUAUAUUUAGCUUCAAUAAAUCGUGAUAUAUAUAUAUAUGUGCAUGCAUAUAUACAUAUGUAUAUGCAUGCAUACGUCGUCAUAGAAAAAAUAAUCGUUAUUCUUAAUAAGAAAAGUGUUUUAUUGGAAAAAGUCGUUUGAACAAUUAUUGAAAUAUUUAAUAUUAGAGAUGUGAUAGACACACCAAAAGGUGGAUCGAUCGCAUCCUUCGUGAAAAAGGGACUGAGAAAUCUUUUCACGAUGACUAGUGUAAGCUAACGCAAAUGCAUAGAUAUUUUCAAGAAUAUCGACAAACUCAGCGUCGUAGGAAGUUUCAAUGCGCGGCAAAAAAGGAAAAAAAAGAUAUACAAGUGUUUAGAAAGUGAAACGUUUUCUUUUCAUAUCCAAGUGAAUUUUCUAAAACAUUUUGUAUAACUGAUUUCUCCCGAAUAAAACUAUAUAAAAUACGAAACUUUUGUUGCUACGAAACGAUUGUCAAACUUUUAAGUGUUUCUCUGUGUGUGUAUAUGUGUGUGUGUCUAAAUCAAAGAAAAAGAACAUUGGACUUUAUCGAUGUUUAUUGUAAAACUACAAGCUGGACUACAAUACAAGAGCAAUUGAUUUUUAUAAUUGUUUAGGAACUUUUGGACAUACCCUGUAUAUUGUAAUUCUCUAAUUACAUGCAGUUAAAGCGAUCAGUCAACAAUAGUAUCGAUUGACAGAAGAAUGAAUUGGACGAACAGGAUGGCGCGUCACGGUAGCGAGAGAUCCCUUCAUACUUUACAUUCCAUGCAUCCUGUUCGUACUUCGAUUAUCCACAAUAAUAACAACAACAACAAUAACAAUAACAACAACAAUGAUUCAACAACAAUGAAUCAUUCAAGAAAUAUGGUCAGUCCAAGCAAAGCUAUUUGCAGUAGUCCAGAAAUCGACGCUUUAGUUGAUGAUUCUAUCGAUGGUGUUUCAAUAUCAAGUACUAUGAAUUCAUCGAGUAAUACCACCAUAGUUCCUGGUUCCUCUCCGUUAGCUUUGGACUCUCGUAUACCCAGACCAUCACCUAAUAACGUUCUGCGCCGUUCCUCGAGCAUGCGCAUCCGUGGUGAACGGCUUCCAGCACAUCAUUCUCGACCCACUACUACUACCACCACCUCGGCUCUUCUUGGCCAACAUCACCAACACCACUACCGUCGUCACAACCAUCUUUUGCUACAGCAGCAGCAGCAGCAGCAGCAGCAAUAUCCUGAUCAUCGUAUUUUUCCGGUCAUCACGGAGAAUGGAACCGACUCGCCAAGACAACGAUCUCUUAGCCUCUCACUGACACCAGCUAGGCCGCGAACAGGACACGCGGCCUCAGGGACAACACCAGGAGCAGAUGACAGUGAUGCAGAGAGCGUGAGAAGUUACGGAAGUGCAUGCAGCACCGCAAGUGCCUGCGAUCAUGCUUCCUUUGCUUUGAACGGUACUACUUGGUCUGGUCGAUCACGAAAGUACGUUGUCCAUUGUUCUAAUCAUACUGGGGACAAUGAACAAUAUCUUACACCGACGCAAAGGGCCGCCAGACAAAUUAGGAAAUUUCAGGCCCUUUUGAAAGAAGCAAGAAUAGAGAUCGAAGAAAAGAAUCGAGAGAUCAUUCGAUUAACUAAAGAGGUCGUUGAAUUGCGAUUGUAUAAAGCAUCAUUGAAUAGUCCGGAUGAAAGAACUGACAGUAGCGAUGCACUUACUGUACGUGAAAACAAUCCUUUUUCACCGGAAUCACCAUGCAAAGAUCUUUUAGACGACGGUAGUUUCGAGAAGGUCGCUAGUCCAGAAACUUCGGAUAAACGUGCCCAAUCGGAUGUACCAUCCUCUUUGGCAGAUUCAGGACAUUUUGAAGACGGCUCCGUCCACUCGAAAGAUUCUGUGUGCCUACCGGAAACGGUACCCGAACCUUCUGGUAAUAAUCCUCCAUCCAACCUAAGACAAGAUGAACCUAAAGACGAUAGUAGAUCAGUCUCUGUUGUGGAUAGUAAUAGUCCUGAAAGAGAUGAAGAAAGACGUCGAUUGGUUAAUCAUUAUGAAAGCAGAAUCGAAGAAAUGCACCGAAGACAUAUCGAUGAAAUGCAGGAAUUGAAAAUGAAGCACAAUGAUAAGGUAGAGAGCUUGUUAAAUCAACUAUCUGAUAUUAAUACUCGCUAUUGCGAGGUAAGGCCGUCCGUUGAUGCUGCGGAAGCUCGUAUUGGAGAAUUGAAAGAGGAAUUGGAGGCUGUGAAAAAUGAACUGGAUAAGAAGGAAGCUUUAAUUAAAGAGCAAGAAGAGAAGGAUAAACAAAUGUACCUGAAAGUGCAUGCGAAUGAACAAGAAGCUGCACGCACUGAAAAAACUGAUCAGAUACCUGAAAAUGCACAGCAGAAAUCAUCUUUGGAAGUUAAUGCCACCGAUUUACUACAAGAAUUAACAGUUACAAAAGCAGAAUUAGAAAAAAUUAAGGAUACAAGCUACUCGCCUGAACCUCACAUUUCAGCCGAUCGUAGCCAAAAUUUAUUAAGCGCUCAGGAGGCUGUUUCUCUCUGGGUCCUUGGCACACGUAAGGCAAUGUAUCGGAGUAUUGUGGAGGCAAAAUACAAGAAGGAUGAAUUGGAUCUUGCAAUCACCUUGCAGUUUUUAAAAUCAGCAUUUUAUUACUUCCUGACUGAUAAAGAAAAUCAUCGUGGACAUCUGAAUGCUAUCGAAAGUAUCUUGGGUUUUACCGAAGCUGAGAAACACAACAUUGAUAAGAUUUAUGGAUCUGCUAGAAAAUAACUUAAACAACUUUAUAAAAAGCGAUGUAUAUGAUUGUUAGAGACAUACGGUGAAACGUGUUCUCCAUUUAUUACUUUUCUUGAUAUAAUAUUUAUAAUUUUAUAUACACAUUGAUAUAAAAAGACUAAAUAUGUAUUUCUCUCAAUGUUUAAAAAGAAACAUUAUUUUCUAUUUACAUACGUUCGCAUUGAAAAAGUAUAUAUAUUGAUCGUACUUAUAUUUUCAAUAAUUUUUUUUGUAAUGGAUAAAAUGAACACUGUAUGUCAUAUACUUUUAUCAUACUGCUGCUGGUUAGCAGACAAUUUUAAUGAUUUUAAACAUUUUUAAUAAUAAUAAUAUGUAUUUCAAUUUUUGUUAUGCAGUGAGAAAAAUUUUGAAAUUGUAAAUGUAUAUGCGUAUGAUACAAAUUUAAUAGUCUUCAUAUUAUACGGUAGAGUUCUAUGUAUAUUGAUUUCCAUCAAUGGAUAUGUAUUUCAUAAAGAACAUAUGGCAUAAGUUAUUAAUUAAUAUAGAAACUUCAAUAGAAUUUUCCUUAUGUUCUAAUUAAAACUACAUCGACUAUAUUUUUAGAUACAAAUUUCUAAUUAAUAUUUAACUAUUAUUUAUCGCGAUACGAUCAUUAAUAUAAUAUACUGGACUCUAAGGCCUAUUUAUAUAACUGUUUGAAAAAAAAAAAAAAAAAGAAUGACAGAUUAUUUUUCAUAUUAAUAUUUGAAAUACAUAUCCACAUUGUAUAUUCAUACAAAUAUUAGUAUAUAAAAAUAACUACAUAUAUUAUAAAGCCACAAAAUAUUUCUAUUGGGGUAUAGAAUGUUUUACAUUCGUAUAGAAUUAAAAUGUGUUAGAAAUUAAUUAGAUUGAUAAAUAAAAUAACUUAAAGUCUUAUUAAAAUCAAAGAAAAAUCUAAAUUAUAGUUAUACUUAAAUUUGGUGGCACAUUACACAUUGAAGUAAUAAGGAGACUGAGAAGAUUGCCUUUUUAUCUGCUUAUCUGCUUGAUCUUGCCUUUAAUCUGUUUAUUAUCUAGUAUUAUAGAAAAAUUCACAGUGAAAGUGUUAUUAAGAAAAUAUAUUAUAAAAAUUAAGAAAAAAAAUAUAAGCAUAUUACCUAUAUAUA
Molecule: messenger RNA, 3954 nt
Organism: Vespa mandarinia (Asian giant hornet)
Lineage: Eukaryota; Metazoa; Arthropoda; Insecta; Hymenoptera; Vespidae
Gene: qtc
Product: GRIP domain-containing protein quick-to-court
Source: RefSeq, a predicted model, not a curated record